Molecule: messenger RNA, 546 nt
Organism: Nicotiana tabacum (common tobacco)
Lineage: Eukaryota; Viridiplantae; Streptophyta; Magnoliopsida; Solanales; Solanaceae
Source: RefSeq, a predicted model, not a curated record
AUGGCUUCUCCACCACCUCCUGAAGCGUCUACUCCUCCAAUCGAUGUCUCACCUCCAACCUUUAGUCCUCCACCUACACCUUCUGGCCCACCGGCUAGCUCAUCACCACCUCCAUCUUCUACUCCGCCGGCUAGUUCACCACCACCUCCAUCUUCUACUCCGCCUCCUAGUUCACCACCACCUCCACCUUCUAGUCCGCCACCUAGUUCACCACCACCUCCAGAACCUGAUCCACCACCUGUCUCACCUCCACCUGUACCAACUCCUUCUCCUCCUGCAAGUUCACCUCCAUCACCGGCAUCACCUCCCCCUACAUUGUCACCUCCGCCACCCGUACAGAAUCCAGAACCUCCUCCAGCUCCAAAAUCACUCACAAAUUCAUCUCCACCACAAUCUCCGGAACCUCCGAAAGGUUCAUCACCUUCACCACCUUCACCACCUUCCCCCCCUUCACCGCCUUCACCAUCUUCAUCCAACUCACCUUCAAAUUCACCUCCAUCCCCAACAUCUAAGCCAUCAGAAAAUCCACCUCCUUCCCCAGCCUAA